This is a messenger RNA of Mastomys coucha (southern multimammate mouse), 7386 nucleotides long. It is a transcript of the gene Rab11fip4, whose product is annotated as RAB11 family interacting protein 4. The record is from RefSeq and is a predicted model, not a curated record. Gene Ontology annotation, biological process: endocytic recycling; regulation of cytokinesis. Gene Ontology annotation, cellular component: cleavage furrow; recycling endosome membrane; endocytic vesicle. NCBI's taxonomy places the organism in Eukaryota, Metazoa, Chordata, Mammalia, Rodentia, Muridae. The coding region runs from base 102 to 2015 and encodes 637 amino acids. The transcript has 15 exons. Gene Ontology annotation, molecular function: calcium ion binding.
ACACGAGCGGCCGCCGCAGGCGGAGGCUGCGCGCCGCAGACCCGGGCGGUGCGAGCGCGAUGGCGGCGGCGCGGGGCUUGGGCUAGCUGCGGGCGGCGCGGAUGGCGGGCGGCGCGGGCUGGGCGGGCGCCCCCGCGGCUCUGCUGCGCUCCGUGCGCCGCCUGCGCGAAGUGUUCGAGGUGUGCGGCCGCGACCCCGACGGCUUUCUGCGCGUGGAGCGCGUCGCGGCGCUCGGCCUGCGCUUCGGGCAAGGCGAGGAGGUGGAAAAACUUGUGAAGUGUUUGGAUCCCAAUGACCUGGGGAGAAUCAACUUCAAGGAUUUUUGCCGUGGAGUAUUCGCCAUGAAAGGGUGUGAGGAGCUGCUGAAGGACGUCCUGUCGGUAGAGAGCGCGGGGACCCUGCCAUGUUCUCCAGACAUCACAGACUGUGUGGAGCAGGGCAGCGACUUCUCUGGCUCUACCUUUGCUGAUGGCGAGCUCCUCCCCAGGGAACCCGACUUCUUCCAGGAAGACGAAGAGGAAGCAAUGGCAUUGGCCCUACCCGAGGGACCCCAGGAGUUAGACAUGGACAGCCCCAUGGAGAGCAGCCAAGGCCCAGAGGGCUCUGUCAGGAGUUCUGGCGAGGAGAAGGAACCUGAGCUCGGGGGCCUGUUCCUGCCAGAGGACAAGUGCCUCGUCCUCACUCCAUCCAUGACCACGUCAGACCUUUCCACUCACUCCACCGCCUCUCUCAUCAGCAACGAGGAGCAAUUUGAAGACUAUGGCGAGGGGGAUGACGUGGACUGUGCUCCCAGCAGCCCUUGCCCCGACGAUGAGACCAGAACCAAUGUCUACUCAGAUCUAGGAUCUUCAGUGUCUUCCAGUGCGGGACAGACCCCAAGGAAGAUGCGACAUGCCUACAACAGCGAACUGCUGGAUGUGUACUGCUCUCAGUGCUGCAAAAAGAUCAACCUGCUGAACGACCUGGAGGCACGGCUGAAGAACCUGAAGGCCAACAGCCCCAACCGGAAGAUCUCAAGCACAGCUUUUGGACGGCAGCUCAUGCACAACAGUAACUUCAGCAGCAGCAAUGGCAGCACCGAGGACCUGUUCCGUGACAGCAUCGACUCCUGCGACAAUGACAUCACCGAGAAGGUGAGCUUCCUGGAGAAGAAGGUAACAGAGCUGGAGAACGACAGCCUGACGAGCGGGGGCCUGAAGAGCAAGCUGAAGCAGGAGAACAUGCAGCUGGUGCACAGGGUGCAUGAGCUGGAGGAGAUGGUGAAGGAUCAGGAGACCACAGCGGAGCAGGCGCUGGAGGAGGAGGCCCGGCGACACCGUGAGGUCUACUGCAAGCUGGAGCGGGAGAAGAGCACAGAGCUAGAGCUGCUCAACACCAGGGUGCAGCAGUUGGAAGAAGAGAACACAGAUCUGAGAACAACUGUGGCUCGACUCAAGUCACAGACAGAGAAGCUGGACGAGGAGCGGCAGCGCAUGUCUGACCGGCUGGAGGACACCAGCCUGCGACUGAAGGACGAGAUGGACCUUUACAAGCGCAUGAUGGACAAACUGCGGCAGAACCGCCUCGAGUUCCAGAAGGAGCGGGAGGCGACGCAGGAGCUCAUCGAGGACUUACGGAGAGAGCUAGAGCACCUGCAGAUGUACAAGCUGGACUGUGAGCGGCCAGGUAGGGGCCGCAGCUCCUCUGGCCUUGGCGAGUUCAACGCCAGAGCCCGUGAGGUGGAACUUGAACAUGAGGUCAAGCGUCUGAAGCAGGAGAAUCACAAGCUGCGGGAUCAGAAUGAUGAUUUAAAUGGGCAGAUCUUGAGCCUCAGCCUCUACGAGGCGAAGAACCUCUUUGCAACCCAGACCAAAGCCCAGUCUCUGGCUGCAGAAAUCGACACAGCAUCUCGAGAUGAGCUAAUGGAGGCCCUAAAGGAGCAGGAGGAGAUCAACUUCCGACUGAGACAGUACAUGGACAAGAUUAUCCUGGCUAUACUGGACCACAACCCCUCCAUCCUGGAGAUCAAACACUGAGUCAGGGCUGGCUGCAGAGCGGCCGUCGGACCUGGGACCUAGGGGCAGGCCUGCCUGAGGGUGAAGAUGCAGGCUUCACCCACACUCACUCUGUAGUUGUACCUCUGAGCACCCUGUGUGUGUGUGCUGAUGUAUGUGCAGGAGGCUGUGCACACACAAGCAAGGAGUGAGCUUGGGGCCAUGGCCAUGGGUGAUAACCCAUGGUGAGCUGUGAGUGCACUUUGUAGCCCCUUUGUGAGGGGCAGAGGAGACUGGAUGUGGGAGGGACACUCUCAGGAGUUAACAGCAAGGCCUGGAAGCUUGCAUUUAGGAUACUGAUGAAAUGAUUCUACCUCUGUGGAUAAAGGUUAGAAGAUACUCUCAGGAGAUGGGUUCUCUCCCUCCCCCCACUGGAGUGGGGACAAAACUGUUACAUUCUCCAGAAAUUGGUGUCCUUGCCAGCCUUUCAGGCCACCUUUCAAGCCGGGGUUGUUUUUUUUUGUUGUUGUUGUUUGUUUGUUUGUUUGUUUGUUUUUUAGCUCAGAGGAGGGAGGGGUAUUGGAGAGACCCCAUUCGGGCUAGCCCUCUGGGGUGCAGGUAAACAGGUCCAGUGGACUUGGGCUUGCAGAGCAGCUAGUGUGCACUGUCUACGCCUUUUGGGCUGAGUCCUGCGUAGUUUUCUGUGCCCUUCCCAGUCUUGCUCGCCUACCUCCCCUUUCUGGUUUGGCUUCAUUUUGUUUUGAAGAUGGGAUAAGCAGCAUUCAGCUGGGGGUGGAAGAUAGGCCAAGAAGAAGGGUAGGGUGCCUCAAGGCAGGUCUGUGUUAGCACUGGGGGCCAGAAGGAGUGAUUCCCUGGGGGAGAGAGGUGUGUUUUCAUGGCUACAUCAUCACACGUGACCUCUCUGGGUUCCAUGCUCCUUGGUGAGGACGGGCCUAGGGAAGUGUUUCUAAGCUGGACACCCUUUCCUCCAGCUCUCAAGACCCACCUGAAUCUGAGGUAAAGAGGGGAACUGGGGCGUGUGCCCUGCUUGGCAGAGACAGGCUUCAGCCAAUUUCAGUCCCCAUUUAGAGAGCAGACACUGCGGGCAGGAGGGCCAGUGGAGAACACUGGGGGAACCUUAGUCUUCCAUUCUGUGAAUACAUGAUGGGGAUUCACCCCUCUGUGUGUAUGUAGGGGGGGGUGUUAAAAUGUGAUCUGGGAGUAGGUACUGUACUCAGAGCGUUCUGGUUUAUCUCAGUUUUAUACAGCUUGUGACUGGCUUCCUUACUCCAGCUCCUAUAAAGGUGUAUGGUCUCAAGUCUUCCCCUUUAGUUUGUUUUCUUGAGCACAUCUUGUGUAAAAAGGAAGGUUUGGGCAUGUUGGGAAGGCUAGUGAGCAGAAAGGAGGCCCAGUUGAAGGUAAAGAGGGGAUCUGGGGUAUGUGCCCUGCUUGGCAGAGGCAGGGCUGCGGCCAGUUUCAGUCCAGUCUUUGGCUUUUGAGAUUCGGUUUAAUCAUGCACACAGAGUGUAUCUCAUGCCGCACAGAUAGUGGGUGCGCCUGGUCUGCCUGGAUGAGUCAUACCAGGAAGACGGGUGCUUGAUCUGAGAAUGCAGGGUCUCCUUCUCUGGGGUCUGGGCAGAAACAGAGAAAGGAGGCUGGGUAGGGAGUCUCGUGAGGAAGGAUGGGAAGAUAAACCAUGGCUUGUGUCUAGUCCAGGUGCCAUGCUGGCAGAAUGCAGAGACCAGCUGAGGGUAGUAGGUCCUGGUCAGAGAGGCCUACGCUCGGGUGAGGAUUUCACACUUGAAAAUUGUAUGGGCCACCUGCUUCACUUGUGUGCAGGUUUCCAGAGAAGGCAGAGGCCAGAGCCACAAUGUCACAGAAGGGGAAGGAAUCUGUCAGGGAGCAGGCAGGGAAGGAAGGCUUUAGGCCCAAGUUGUAGGGCUGGAAGAGUGGACUCCCUGAGGAAGUGACCAGAUCUGGAGGCCCCUGUGGACCUGGACGCUUGCUACAGGCCUCCGGAAGAAUGAUUUCUGAAUGUGGUCUCACUUCCACGCAACAAAAAAACUCAGCGAAAUCCAGCCUUCUUGCUUUCCCAGCCAGAAUACACUUAGAAAAUGUCAACUUCUCCAUAAGGUCAUAUUUGCUGCUUCUCGUAGUGGUGGCAGUAGGUUUCUGUUAUUGAGGGUUUUUUUUUGUUUUUGUUUUUGUUUUUGUUUUUUGAGACUUAGUCUUACAUUGUAGCUCUGGCUACCCUGAAACUCAAGGCAAUUCUUCUGUCUCAGCCUCUAGAGUGCUGGGAUAGGUAAGAAUCACCACAUCCAUUUUGUCUUUAAAAUGUAUUUUUGAAUGUCCUGGGUUCGAAGGCCCAGGGGUCCCAGUGCCACACCACCCAUGGGAGGUUCCAGGACUUUCCUUGCUUGGCAAGAAUCUAAUCUAUGUCUGCUGCCUCCCUGGCUCACUUUCCAGUUGUGAGCUCCCCUUGACUUUCAUGAGUCUAGAUGUUAGAUUUGGAUUUCAGAUAAACAAGAGGUUUUAGAAACACGAUGUUGCAUGCCAUCCUUGAUGGUUAGGGAGCUUUUUAACAUUCUGGUCCUCACCCAUUCUAGUGGUUGGUUCAGGUGUGGCUAAGGCCUUGGAAUGUUUUAAGAAUGCCUCAGGCGAUGCUAAUUUAGUUAGGUUUCCUGUGAAGGGGUGUUGCUCUUUCCCAGUUAGACAACUCCCUUGAGGAAGGGUCUGCAGUAAUUUGCCAAAGUCCAGGUAGGUUGGGGGCCAUGUAGGGGAACACAUCUUUCAUGUGACACUUAGCCAUUCUUGUAUUCCCCUGGGAGCCAAACAAAAUGAGCUGCUGUCUCCCUGGUUUGUUUCCUUUUAGUUUUGAAUUAGCCAGAUUUUUUUUUUUUUUUUAGACUAGUAAUUUUCUUUGAGACUCUACAGAGGAAGUUCGUUUUGAAAAUCUUAUUUCUGAUAUUCUAAAACCACAAAGCUCAAGGACCAUGCAGAGCACCAGGCCUUGAGCCUAAGUCUGCCUGUGUGCCGGUGUCACCUGGGAAGGACUCAGAGCAUCUGAUGUUGGAAGGUCGGGAGUGUAGUACAGGGGUGGAGUGCCUGGCGGGAGGUUCAGUCCCUGGCAGCAUGGAAGGAAGCUGAUGACAGGACCAACGCUGACUUCCGUAUAUAAGGGCACAGGGUGGCGCCCAGCACCUGUAUCUUCAAUGGCCUUCCCAAGUGUUGUUCAUGCACAGCUCAAGGUGGAGGCUUCUAAAACGUGAAGUGUCUGCUGAGUUCCAGCAGGGCUGGAGAAGCAUGCCCAUGGCCCAGAGGUUGGAUAAUUAAGACACUGAGUGGUCCUUGCCCUGACAGAGAGUGCACCUGCUCCCACCACUCUGGAAGUCUUAGCCUGGAAGGGCAGGACACAAGUGCCAGCACUUGACUGAGCAUAGGCCCAUUGGGAAGUGGAGGCAGGUAGGCAGGGAAGAGUUGGACCUUGAAAGCAGCCUCACAUGUACUUGCCUCCAUAGGUUUUGUCCAUUUCCUGGGGGUGUCCCAGUUGCUUCCCUGUCAGUGCCAAAUCAGCACCCAACCCACACUCUGGAGAACUCUAGGUGAUGGUCUGAUAGCCAGCUAGUCCUGAGUUGAUGGCCCAGGGGCUGUAUAGAGGAUCUGAAGACUCUACAGCAAGGCCCAAGGAAUCAGGAGGACUUCCCUCAUCUGAGGGGCAUUGGCAAGUCUACACCUAUCUAGACAUGACGGAUGGGACCUGGGAAAGAUUUAGGGUAGUUGCCAGGCCAGCCACCAGGAUGUGCAGUGACUGUAGAAGUCCAGGUGAAGCUCGUUAUGGCCUCAGUGCUGCCUGUUACCCCACCCCCCCACCCCUGUCUUUCCUCCUACCCCACCCCUCACUGGGGCCCAAGGACUUCCCUCUGUGGUGGCUCCUCAGGCUGGUAUCACUAGCAUGCACUUGCCGAGGGGCCUCGAGUUAGAGCAGCCAGAUCUUUGCAGGGCCCCCCUGUCCUGACUUCCACCCUUACAGAGUGUACUCGCCAUGGAUGAGGCAUGUAUCAGGAAAGAGUAGAGGUAGCACUUUCAGAGAGGGAAAGCUCUGUGGCUCGGCCAUCUUUCAGCUGCUCAGCUAAGCAAACAGCCUCUGGAAAAGGCAUUGUUUCGAAGCAUAGUAAGGGGACGGGCCUUGUCACCCUAGUCACUAGGAGCUGGAUAGCCUUGGUGUCCCUCCCGUGUGGGCUCCUCUUCUUCCCAUCAUGACCGUAUCGUAGGGAUGUGCAUUCCUGAGGUGCCAUCUGGAGGGCAGCGUCCCAGGCCACCUCUCCUACAGGCCUAAGUUCCGAUGGCCCUGUCUCGUGUUGAGACUGUCUGCUUUACUGUUCUGCACUGUUUUCUUGUCUGCAUGGUUUGGGGUCCUUGUGCCUUUUUUCCUUGUUACCACCACACAGGAUUCUCUGUUACCCACUGCCCCCUUUUGUACAUCCCUUUACCCCAUCUUCCCCAGUCCUGUGUGUAUUCACCUGUGCAGCCAUAGGCCUCUACUGAGGCCAGCUGGCCAACACUUUACCCCACCAGGCCCUGAUUUCCCAUAGCUCCCCCAACUCUGUUGACUUGGUAACUUUUGUACAGGAUUUUGUUACAAUCUUACGCAUAGGGACCACUUAAUCCCCAUGCACCUGCUUAGAAGCCCUGCAGCCCAAGCAAGGGCAGCUUUGUGCAGACCAGCCUCUCCCAUAAGCCUCUUCCUCCUGGGUUCAGAUAUUUAUAAAAGACAGAUGUCCUUUCACAUGAGGCACUGGCCCCAGCAGGGAGGCUGCAGGUCUGCAAAGCUCUGUGCAUGGCUCUUCUGGAGGAAGCCCCAGCCACGUGGUUUCUAGUGCUUGGCAAUACAUCUGGGUUUAGGGCCAUUGCCUCUCGUGUCUCCCCUCCUGUGUGCUGAAGGAAGACAUUUGCCACUGUCCCUGCCUGCUAUCACUACCUGUCCAGCCCUUCCUUGUCUGCUGGUGCUCAGACCGAGUGCCAUUAAUCACCAGACUUUCGUCAGGACCUGCACAGGACAGAGUGUGCUGAGGACUCACUGCCUGUUGGCUCCCAGCUUCAACUUUUCAUGUGGGGCUGGGCCUUCUGGGGCCCAGGUGGAAGAAGCAACCGGCGAUAGGUUCUGACUUGCCAAGGAUUACAUCUGGGGCUUUGCCCCAGAAGCCAGUAAUUGUUAAAUGGCCUUAGCUUUGGGGUUGGGAAGAGGCUUCCACUUUAGGCCCGCCGGGAAAGGAGAAUGGGGUGCAGCCCAGGCCCUGAACUGUUUGUUUCCACUCUGUUCUCUCCAGAAACAGGCUUUCAGUGGUGGGCACCUUCCAAGGAACUGUAAUGUACAGACCACAGUGUAAAUAAAAAGUUGGCUUUUUGUGCCUGA